CCUUUGCCCCAGGAGCCCUAUUGAAUCAACUGAGAAGUGACUGUCAGAGCAGACACCAUGAGCAUCUCAGCUCUCGGAAGCAGCACCAAAGGGAAGCCUCUCUCAGCAGGCGAGGAGGAACGCAGUAACGUCCUCAGGCAGAUGAAGGUGCGGACCACUCUGAAGGGGGACAAGAGCUGGAUAACCAAGCAGGAUGAAUCAGAGGGCCACACUCUAGAGCUGCCCUCUGGUCGGAGUCGUGCCACAUCCUUUUCAUCACCUGGGGAGGUCCCGAAGGCCAGGUCUGCGAGCACAAGGGCUUCCACUGGCUAUAUCAUCCGGGGCGUGUUCACCAAGCCCAUCGACAGCUCGUCCCAGCCCCAGCAGCACUUUCCUAAGGCCAACGGAGCUCCAAAAAGCAUGGCCAGUCUGGUGAGAGCAGCUCCUGCUGGGUCUCUCCGCCCCUCUUCCUCUGGCUACAAGAUGACCACUGAGGACUACAAGAAGCUGGCACCCUACAACAUCAGGCGCAGCUCAACCUCGGGGGCUGAUGAAGAGGAGGAUGUGCCCUUCUCUUCUGAUGAGCAGAAACGGAGGUCAGAAGCUGCAAGUAGUGUGGUGAGGAAGACAGCUCCACGGGAGCGCUCCUACGUCCUGUCAGCGGCCAAGAAGAGCACGGGAAGCCCUGUUCAAGAGUUGCAGGCCCCAUUCAUUGCAAAGAGGGUGGAGGUGGUGGAGGAGGACGGGCCUUCUGAGAAGAGGCAGGACCCACCUGCUCUGACAAGAUCUCCUCCUGGCUCCAGCAGUGCGGAUGGAGGCCGAGCCAAAGUGUCUCGGGCAAUUUGGAUUGAGCGCAUGCCAAGUCUGCCGAGCCCUGCCGGGAGCCUGGAGCCCAGUGCAAGAGGUGAGGAAAUUGUCCGCCUGCAGAUCAUGACACCCGGGGCAGGACUCCACCUGGUGGCCCCAGACCUGGAAGGAAUGAGGUCUUCCCCAGACUCCAAAGACAGGGAAGCCCUCAGCCCCAGAGAGCCCAAGAGAGAUUUGGUUGGUGAGGCCUUUAAGGGACCCAAUCCAGAUUCUGAAAGGUCAAGUGCACACUCAAGGGAUGGCAACGUGGGAUCCAGAGCCACAGGCUCCCCACCUGAAGGCUUGGCUGGAGCAGACAUCAGCUCUGGGAGAGGAGGCUCCGAUGCUACUUUGGCUUCUGCUGUACCAGCUAACAGGAAGAGCGACAGCCCAGCAGACCUGGAGGACAUGAAGGCAAAAUUUAAGGGCUCCUUGGCUGGUUUUGAGGAAAAGAAUGUGGUCAUCGAGCUGGGAGAGUCCUGGCAGGAGAAGCCUGCAGUCCCCAGAGGUGGCCACAGAGACCCAGCUGCACCUACCCAGCAGCCUGAAGAUCCCAGCACUCCAGAGCAUCAGAGAAGCCCCAGAAUACCCCAGAAGUUCAUGGACUUGAAGACCCAGACCAGCAGCUCCUUGGCUGGUUUUGAGGAGAAGAAUGUGGUCACCGAGCUGGGAGAGACCUGGCAGGAGAAGCCCGGAGCCCCGAGAGGUGGCCAGGGAGACACGGCUGCACCCACCCAGCAACCUGAAGACCCUAGCACUCCAGAGCGUCAGAGCAGCCCCAGAAGACUCCAGCAGCUCAUGGAAUUGGAGAGCCAGGCCAGCAGGGUGAGAAACCCCUCGAGCUGUAUGGUCACUGUUACAGUCACUGCUGCUGCUGAGCAGCCUCACGUUUACAUCCCAGCCUCCCCAAGUGAAUUGGACUCCAGCUCAGCCAGCAAAGGGAUUCUCUUCGUGAAGGAGUACAUGAAUGUUAGUGAGGUAUCUUCCGGGAAGCUGAUGUCUCCACGUUACAGCAGCAUCAGCAAUACUGAGGACUCCUUCGACAUGGAGAAGAAACCCACAUAUGACAGCACGCCAUACUCUGAGAGAUGCGUCACACCACUGUACAUCCCUUAUAGGGAUGUCACUCUGGGCAUCUGCUGCCAUGACUAUUGCUUUAAGUGUGGGAUUUGCAAUAAACCGAUGGGUGAGCUCCUGGAUCAGAUCUUCAUUCACCGUGACACCAUCCACUGUGGGAAAUGCUAUGAGAAACUCUUCUAGCUCCCGAAGCUGAUGACUCCUGGACAAGUUUGGCCAUCCUCAGUUGUCCCAAGUUGCUGGCUCUUCUUCCCUCACCAUUUGAUUUCUUCAUGCUUUUGCCCUUCUCAAGUUGAAUUUGCUUACAUCUAGUAGCAUAUGUUAAUGAUGCUAUGAUAA
Messenger RNA from Myotis davidii, 2241 nucleotides. It is a transcript of the gene ZNF185, whose product is annotated as zinc finger protein 185 (LIM domain). NCBI's taxonomy places the organism in Eukaryota, Metazoa, Chordata, Mammalia, Chiroptera, Vespertilionidae. The record is from RefSeq and is a predicted model, not a curated record. The transcript is spliced from 24 exons. Bases 58 to 2085 code for a protein of 675 amino acids.